Molecule: messenger RNA, 1134 nt
Organism: Gastrolobium bilobum
Lineage: Eukaryota; Viridiplantae; Streptophyta; Magnoliopsida; Fabales; Fabaceae
Exons: 3
Coding region: 1-1134 (377 amino acids)
Source: RefSeq, a predicted model, not a curated record
AUGGAGGAUUACUCCCCUAUUUGGUCUGUUCCUGGAAGGAGUAGCCAAAUUCCUGAAAUUUUGUUCAGGAGGAAUUUCUUCAUUAUUGUUGUGAUCAACCAUAUUUUUAAAAAUUUCUUCCCUGAGGUUUCUUCUUCUGUGAAAGGUACGUUCUGGUUCAGGAUCAAAGAAAAACUCAGGUCUGUACUGGGAAACUUGGAUACCAGUUCUUGUGCUGGGAAACUAGGAUACCAUGCCUUUGCACUGAAAGAUCUUGGCCAUCUCCAUUAUUUUCUCGGAAUUGAAGCUACCAAAACAACAAUAGGAGGUUAUCAUCUUCAUCAGUCCAAAUAUAUCUUGGAUCUGCUCAAGAAAGAAAAUAUGACAUACUACAAGUCCAUGCCAUCUCCCAUGGUGUCAAGUGUCAAACUGUUAUCUCACGAUGGCUCUCCUCAUCCUGAUCCUACUCAAUACCGUUCCAUAGUUGGUGCUCUUCAAUAUGCUUCCAUUACCAGACAUGAUAUCACAUUCAGUGUAAAUAAAGUAUGUCAGUUCAUGCAUGCACCACUUGACACACACUGGAAAACAGUCAAACGUAUUCUUCGUUACCUUAGUGGCACAGUGUCGCAUGGCUUUACAAUUAAUCCCUCUAACAAUUUUCACUUAGCAGCUUAUUGUGAUUAUGACUGGGACUCAGAUCUGGAUCAUCGUCGCUCAACUAGUGGAUUCUGCAUUUUUCUUGGAUCUAAUCUUGUCACUUGGUCUUCGAAAAAGCAACUUGUUGUCAACCGUUCGAGUACUGAAGCUGAAUAUCGUUGUCUAGCUUCCACUGUUGCUGAGCUCAUAUGGAUACAAUCCUUACUUUCAGAACUUCAAAUUAGAAUUACUCGACCUCCCACAGUGUAUUGUGAUAAUCUCUCUGCAGUUCUUCUCACUGCCAAUCCUAUUUUUCACUCUCAUACCAAGCAUUUUGAGCUUGAUCUUCACUUUGUCUGUGAGAAAGUGAUGGCUAAAACCAUUUUUGUUCAUCAUGUUCCAGCUCGAGAUCAACUGGCAUAUGGGCUUACUAAAGCUGUGCCCAAAUCAAUAUUUGCUGAUUUCAAGUCCAAGCUUCGGGUCUCUAAUUUCAAGCCCACUCUGCUUGUGGGGGGAUGA